Molecule: messenger RNA, 834 nt
Organism: Branchiostoma belcheri (Belcher's lancelet)
Lineage: Eukaryota; Metazoa; Chordata; Leptocardii; Amphioxiformes; Branchiostomatidae
Product: collagen alpha-1(I) chain-like
Exons: 5
Coding region: 1-834 (277 amino acids)
Source: RefSeq, a predicted model, not a curated record
AUGCCGGGAGGGCAGCAGCAGUCCCAGACUGGAGUCACAGGAGAUUCCACCUACGACACGGCGGCGGACGUUAAGAAGUGUUGGCGCCUUCGCAACAAGCUUCGCAACAAUAUUUGGCAGGUCGCAGGCCUUGGGUUUGCCGUGGUGAUCGUCAUACUGUUGUCUUUCUUUGCAGAGGUGUGUGCUUCAUCCGGGUUUGCCGGCCCACCAGGAGAGAAGGGGGCCACGGGGCCAGUUGGCCCUCGGUCUGCCGGACCUCCUGGCCCACGAGGAGAGAAGGGGGCAAGGGGUCCAGCUGGCCCUUGGUCUACCGGGCCCCCUGGGCCAGUUGGCCGACCAGGAGAGAGGGGGGCCACGGGGCCAGUUGGCCCUCGGUCUGCCGGACCUCCUGGGCCUCAAGGACAGAAGGGGGCAAUGGGGCCAGCUGGCCCUUGGUCUACCGGGCCCCCUGGGCCAGUUGGCCCUCCAGGGGAGAAGGGGGCCAGGGGGCCGAUUGGCCGCCCGGGAGAAAAGUGUGAAAUAGGACCAACUGCAUUUGUUGCAGCUUGUCCCAAAAGAGGUUAUCAGCAGUGGCGUGGAAUCUGCUACAAGGCAUUUGAUACUCCUAAAAAAUUCAGCAGAGCAACUGCGACCUGUCGUCAAGAUGGUGGCACCCUCCCCAUGCCCCGAGACGCAAAGACCAACGCUUUCCUGAUGUCCCUGUUUAAGACCACUACAGGCAGUGACCGUAGAUUCUGGCUCGGCCUCUCCGAUGAGCGCCAGGAAGGAGUGUUUGAGUGGGCGGACGGCGCUCCCCUUGGAGCGUAUGCCCCGGUAACCAAGGAGGCAGGUUGA